Messenger RNA from Synchiropus splendidus (mandarinfish), 2676 nucleotides. It is a transcript of the gene vps16, whose product is annotated as VPS16 core subunit of CORVET and HOPS complexes. Gene Ontology annotation, cellular component: HOPS complex; lysosomal membrane; endosome. Gene Ontology annotation, biological process: vacuole fusion, non-autophagic; endosomal transport; intracellular protein transport. Gene Ontology annotation, molecular function: actin binding. The transcript is spliced from 24 exons. Bases 108 to 2609 code for a protein of 833 amino acids. The record is from RefSeq and is a predicted model, not a curated record. Lineage: Eukaryota; Metazoa; Chordata; Actinopteri; Syngnathiformes; Callionymidae.
GAUCGUGUGUUGCUGACAGAAAAUAAUGGGCGGCGUGUGUUGUUGUCAGCUGACUGAGCUAAAGAUUCGAGUCCGCUCAUAAACAUUAUAACAUAUUGAGGAGCGACAUGGCGUUCAUCACGGCCAACUGGAAUCCACUUGGGGACGCCUUCUAUCGCAAAACAGAAUUAUAUCAGCUGACCUGGAAGUUGAGGGAUGGAUUCAAGGACAGUUUGGUUGCUGCUGCACCUUAUGGUGGACCUAUAGCUUUCCUCAGAGAACCUCUGAGACAAUCUCCGAGUUCCCGUCCCCAACUGGAGAUCUACUCUUCAUCCGGAGCUUCCAUUGCAAGUUUCCCUUGGAAGAGUGGCUCUGUAAUCCAGAUAGGUUGGACUGUUACUGACGAGUUGUUGUGCAUCCAAGAAGAUGGGACAGUUUUGGUCUAUGAUCUCUUCGGUUCAUUCAAAAGACACUUCAGCAUGGGUCAGGACGUAGUUAAUUCUCAGGUUCUGGAAGCCAAAGUCUUUCAUUCGCCGUAUGGUACUGGUAUUGCCAUAGUAACAGGCGCCUCCCGUUUUACCCUGGCAACUAAUAUUGACGACUUGAAGCUGAGGAGGUUACCUGAAGUUCCAGGUCUGCAGGGAGUGCCGUCAUGCUGGGUCGUCCUCACACAGGAUAGACAGACUAAGGUUUUGCUUGCCAAUGGACCAGAAAUCUUUGUCUUGGAUACAACAUCCUGCACGUCUGUGACUCCUCCAGGUCUGGGUCCCUAUAACAGCAUCCUUCAUAUGAGCGUGUCAUUUAGUUACAAAUAUCUGGCCAUCCUUACUGAUGGUGGACUCCUGUGGACUGGUUCCUCCACCCUGCAGGACAAACUGGGUGACGUAGACACAAAGAUGAGGUCACAGCCAAAACAGAUGCUAUGGUGUCGCAGGCCUAGAGCUCAGCAGCCAUCUGUGGUGCUGGUGUGGGACAGACUCCUCCUGGUGGUCGGCUUGUGUAACGAUACAAUCCAAUUCUCUGUGGAGGACCAGUGUGUGUGUGUGGGAGAGCUCGAUGGUGUACGCAUCAUAAGUCCCAGCUCUCAUGAGCUGUUGCAGGAGGUUCCCCUCGUGUGUCAGGAUAUCUUUAAGAUCGCUUCAAUGGCACCUGGAGCUUUACUGCUCGAAGCACAUCGCGAGUAUGAGAAGUGCAGUCAAAAAGCAGAUGAAUAUCUACGAGAGAUCAAGGAGCAAAACAUGCUGGAGGAAGCAGUUCAACAAUGUGUUGAAGCAGCGGGUCAUGAGUAUGACACAGACACUCAGAAGGCUCUGCUUCGGGCGGCGUCGUUUGGCAAGUGCUUCCUCACAGACCUGAGUCCGCGUGAGUUCGUCAACAUCUGCAGAGAAUUGCGAGUUCUGAAUGCUGUCAGAGACCCAGAUGUGGGUCUGCCCCUCACACACACCCAAUUUAAACAGAUGACACUUCCAGUGUUGAUCGACAGGUUGGUGUACAGACAGUAUUAUCCUUUGGUGAUGGAGGUGUGUCGGUACCUAAAGGUCCCAGACUUCCAGGGUGUCAGCAGAGUUCUUAAACACUGGGCCUCAUGCAAGGUGCAACAGAAGGACUUAUCCGAUGAAGACAUAGCCAGAGCCGUGUGCUUGAAGGUUGGGGACUCCCCGGGAGUUUCUUACUCGCACAUCGCUGCUAAGGCCUAUGAAUGUGGACGCACGGAGCUAGCGAUCAAGCUGCUGGACUUUGAGGCACGCUCAGGAGAGCAGGUUCCUCUUCUCCUGAAGAUGAAGCGGAGUCAGCUGGCUCUCAGUAAAGCGGUUGAAAGUGGAGACACAGACUUGGUUUACACAGUGGUGACCUAUCUGAAGAAUCAGAUGAACAGGGGGGAUUUCUUCAUGACUCUGAGGAACCAGCCUGUUGCACUGAGCCUCUACAGACAAUUCUGUAAACAUGAGGAACAGGAAACACUGAAGGAUCUCUACAACCAAGAUGAUGAUCACCAAGAGCUUGCCAACUACUAUAUCUCAGCCAGCUACCGAGAGAAGCGGUUAGACACCCGUCUGUCUCUGCUCCAAAGAGCUGUGGAUGAAUACAACAAAGCAAAAAAUGAGUUCGCCGUCAAGGCCACUGAGGACCAGAUUCGGCUGCUUCGUUUUCAGAAGAAGCUGGAUGAUGACAAAGCGUUAGGGCUACUGGGCAUGUCCCUGCAGAAAACAAUGGAGUCUCUGCUGGAGGUGGGACUUCACAAAGAAACGGAUCAACUUUACAGAGAAUUUAAAGUUCCAGAUAAGAGGUAUUGGUGGCUGAAGUUGAAGUCCCUGGCAGAAAAGGAAGAAUGGGAGGAGGUAGAGAAGUUUUCAAGGAGCAAAAAGUCCCCCAUUGGAUACCUGGUGUUUGUGGAAGUCUGCAUGAAGAAAAACAACAAAGUAGAAGCAAAGAAAUAUGUUGUUAAAGUUUCACCGGAGCAGAAGGUCAAAGCGCAUCUGGCUGUGGGCGACCUGGAGGGAGCUGCAGAUGCUGCCAUUGAGCGCAGGAACCAGACGGAGAUGGGCACUGUCCUGGCUAGGUGCUCUGCAUCCGAUCGACUGUUGAUUGAAAAACUGAACCGGGCCAAAUCCUCAGUGGCCAAGAAGUGAUGCAUCUUGAUCAUCGUAACCUACUGUUGACCUGUCAUAAUAAACCAUUUGCACAUAUGCUUUUUAU